AUGAUACAUGGUAACUGUAUCUGGACAUAUUUGUCAAAUGGGAAUUUGAACGAGUGCCAAAGAUAUUUGGAAAAUUUUAACAGAUUAUUGAAGCCGGAAGAUAUGUGUUUCUUUAAAUCAGCCAUAAUGUGUGUUGAUGGAAAAGUUAGUAAGGGAAUAUCACUGUUGAGACAGGGUCUAUCACUAACAAAAGAACUAAAGUUCGUAGAAUGUAUAGUAAAACUGCUCUUGAGAGAGGGGAAAAAUAAAGAGGCGCUUUCAUUGUUGCAAGAGUAUUACGAAGAAUUCGUAAAAGAUGUAAAAUAUGUUAAAAGGUACUUUUUACUGUUAGUAAGAGUACACAAACAACUGGGCUCACCAGAAAGUGUAUAUAAUAGUCUGAAGGAGCUGUUGGAGUUAACAGAGACUUCGGCAAGUGAUCACCCAUUUAAACUAGGAUGUAAGUACCUAGAGGAGCAGAACAAACACAAAGAAGCAGUGGAAAUAUAUAAGCAGCUAUACUCUAAAAAUAAAGAGGAUAAGCUGGCACAGCUAGGAAUACUCUACAAUCAAUCGUUUCUGCCGGAAAAUUACCUAGAAUUGCCAAGAGAAUACGUGGACGUGGCAGUUAGAGAUGUCAGAUUCAUAGAUGCUGAGGAGUUGGAGGCAGAUUAUAAAGUGACAUUCCAUUUCGAAGAUCAAGCUAAGACUGUAAAAACGAAAGUGAAGAAGAAUAAAAAGAGAAGAAAUAAGAAGCCACAGAAUCCAACAGGAAACCCAGAUCCGGAAAGAUGGUUACACAAAUACGAAAGAACAAUAUAUAAAAAACAAGCAAAAAGAAGGAAGGACGCAACAAAAGGAUUAACACAAGGGUCGACGACAACAGUAGCAUCGAAACCAACAACAGGAACAAUAACAGCAACGUCAAACGCAAUGAAAAGGUAA
Molecule: messenger RNA, 924 nt
Organism: Theileria orientalis strain Shintoku
Lineage: Eukaryota; Apicomplexa; Aconoidasida; Piroplasmida; Theileriidae
Exons: 6
Coding region: 1-924 (307 amino acids)
Biological process (GO): SRP-dependent cotranslational protein targeting to membrane
Cellular component (GO): signal recognition particle, endoplasmic reticulum targeting
Molecular function (GO): 7S RNA binding; protein binding; ribosome binding
Source: RefSeq, a predicted model, not a curated record